This is a messenger RNA of Brugia pahangi, 300 nucleotides long. Lineage: Eukaryota; Metazoa; Nematoda; Chromadorea; Rhabditida; Onchocercidae. The record is from the annotation of a GenBank genome assembly.
AUGAGUGCGCCAUCAGUAAGUAAAGCAGCUUUGGAACGUAAAUUUAUUGAAUGUGGCGAACGCGACCGAAUGAAAGAAUUGUUGUUGCAAAGGUUGCGAGAAAGUGGUUGGGUGGAAGAAGUGGAGAAUAUGUGUCGGAAUUAUAUACAAAAUAAGGGUAUCGAACAAAUAACGCUGGAAGAUGUGCUGAGCGAUGUACGAGUUCGAGCCAGACGAGCAGUACCAGAUGAAGUGAAACGUGAACUGAUGCACUGUAUUCGUUCAUUUUUACAACAACAAUCUGGCAUUAAUGAUCUCUAA